Messenger RNA from Iphiclides podalirius (scarce swallowtail), 1293 nucleotides. Lineage: Eukaryota; Metazoa; Arthropoda; Insecta; Lepidoptera; Papilionidae. The record is from the annotation of a GenBank genome assembly.
AUGUUCUCAUUCAAUCCUGGCUUUAGAGAAACAGUGGUAUGGUCUGAAAGACAAACCGGUCGUGGUGGUAUUAACGCGCCGUCAGUACAUCUUUCCGCUGUGAAAGACCGUCUCCGCGACAUGAGCGUAAAGAGGAAGACUUCACGACGCUGCUUAGCUGGACUAUUUACGGAGGCUCGUCAGGAACUUAUUGCCCAGAAGCGUGAUGUUCAACUGGAGCGAAUGCUUUUGCCAGAUGCACCACCGCGCACGCGACCAAAAAAAGGGAUAUCUCCAGAACGUGAGUCAUGCAUCAUGGUUGUUCCACCAGUCCGGCUAAGUGUCGAUUACAGCCCCAUAAAGCGAGUUGAGGCUGAGGCCUCGACGUCCGGAGUGGCAUGUUCUUCCGAACUCAACUUCUCAGAACCAACCGAGUUUGAAUGUUCAAUGUCAGACAUUGGUGCAGAAGUUGUCCUGCCUGCAUCAUCCUCGCCAUAUAUUUCGAGGCCAUCAGAUAUUGGUGUUAUCGACGAAAACAUUAAUGGUACCAUCGAGAAGUGGUUAGAUGAAGUUUGUAGCAGUGAUGACGACUUGGACAUUGACGACGCCAAUGUUUCCCUUGCGAUUGUUCAAGAACGCGAUGCCGCGCAAGAACCCGCAUGUGACAGUGACUUGACAGUAUUUCAAGAGAAAGUGUUACAGAGGGAGGAUGUUGCUAAUGAUAGAGCUUUACGCAAUAUUCUGUCCGAAGAACUUUGCACUUUCUCUUGGACACAAGAGAUAGCUAUUGACGAAUCUCUCCUGAAGUGGCAUGGGAGACUAAGUUUUUCUCAAAAGAUCAAGUCUAAGGCCGCACAGAUCGGAGUGAAGACGUAUGAGCUGUGCGAAUCUUCUAGUGGCUAUCUCUGGAGGUUUUUUGUAUACGCUGGAAAAGACAAGCCAACAUUAUUUACUAGUGACGGCAUCGACGGACGGGAUACAGAAAAAGAACAGAAAAAUGAGAGACCAUUCGCGUUGGAAAGUCUUCACAGAUUUGACGAAGACGAGACAAACGACAGUCCUAACAAUGAUGUAACUAUUGUUGCAUCGCCUGACAAGAUUACGACUGAUGAAAUCGGAGAAAAGAGUACCAUCGUAGAACAGGCGAAAGCUUUGGCAGAGGAGUGUUCCCUGAUCGGUCUCAAAAUUAAUAUAGUAUAUAUAGAUAAAGAGACGAGAGUCCAGAAAGUCAAAUACCUUGGCUGCAUAAUAAAGGACACCAAUAGCAGGGAGGAGGAGAUUGAAUUUCGCAUCCAGGGCGCUAGUGUUAGUGUC